AUGUUGAAGGCAUGGCUACAGAAUCCCAACCUGUCAGAGAUGUUCGUGGAGGAGAAAUACCAUUCAUGGGUUUCCAGCUUGCAUACCGACCGGCAUGUCACAGUCACACUUUUCCAAUUGGAAAAGAUGUACGGUACAACGAAGGAGGCUCAGGCUUUCAUUGCCGAACUUUGCCGUGGACAAUCUGGUACGCCGCACCCGCAGGCACCACAGGUGGCAAAAGCCCGGAUGUUCAAGGUUCUGAAGGAAGUGGUGGAUGAGACCAGUAAGGGUGAAAGUUCCUCGAGUGGAGUAUCUAUUUCAGGUCGGGUCAGUGAAUCCAAAGCAAAGGAGCUUCUGAAGAAGCAACUUGGGGGUCUUGGUGAUGGUAUUGGUAACUUCCUGGACAUGAAGACUGGAGCCAUUAAGUCCAAAAAACCAAAAAAAAAGAAAAAACCGCAGAGGAAGAGGCAAUUGCUGAAGUCAAGAAACUGGAAAAGAAGAAACUCGGUACCAUUUAAACCAUGA
Molecule: messenger RNA, 507 nt
Organism: Durusdinium trenchii
Lineage: Eukaryota; Dinophyceae; Suessiales; Symbiodiniaceae
Source: the annotation of a GenBank genome assembly